Molecule: messenger RNA, 3718 nt
Organism: Cyprinus carpio (common carp)
Lineage: Eukaryota; Metazoa; Chordata; Actinopteri; Cypriniformes; Cyprinidae
Product: WW domain binding protein 1-like b
Source: RefSeq, a predicted model, not a curated record
UGAACGCUACCUCGCUGGGCGGAUCGAAGCACAGUUUGUCCCAUCAUCACGUUGCGCACAUGGGGUAGGAUGUGACUGCGCCACACCCAAAUGAGCCUGAACUGCAGAUCGCAGGGACUCGCUUGUGUAAUAGUUGGGGGCAACGAGUGGCAGGGAGCUCAUGCUGCUGCUCCACUGCUGUGCCUCCCUUCAUGUGCCAAUAACAGCAGAAGACGGGCGGCGCAUGAGCGAGAGCCUUUUAAGCGUUUCUACGAUUAACGAACAAUACGUGUAUUUACAACUCUUGUGCGCUGUGACCAAAGUCAACACUGAGACAUUGUAAUGUCCGAUCAGCCUGUUUAAAAUGGGCUCGUUUUUAUAUAUGGCUGGAUCUGCUAACCCCACUGAGGCCACUGUCUAUGAGCAGCUUAUUCACUGUGAGGGUGUAAAUAAUAAAAGCUAUGUGUGUGAGACGGGACACUGUUGUGGAGAGUCCCAGUGCUGCAGCUACUACUAUGAACUCUGGUGGUUCUGGCUGGUGUGGGCCAUCAUCUUCAUCCUGAGCUGCUGCUGCGUUUGUCAUCAUCGUCGCACCAAACACAGACUGCAACAACAACAACGACAGCAUGAGAUCAACCUCAUUGCCUACAGAGAGGUCCACAACUACACCUCACUGCCCUUCUACUACAGAUUCCUACCCAACUAUCUCCUUCCAGAGUAUGAGGAGGUAGUGCAUCGGCCUGCUACGCCCCCUCCUCCAUAUAGUGCCUUAAACGCCGGCCCUCCGACCUGCACCAGCCCUUUAACCACUGACCAGCAGGAUACACACUGCACACCCGGACAGACCACUCCAGUGCCCCCUGCUUCUGAAACGCUUUGUUCCAGACCCAGCCCAGAGGAGAUCCACACCUCUAAUGGGUACCACCAGAAGGAAGACGGCAAGGGCGAGACGGAGUUAGAGCGGGACAGAUCCGCACAGAGCACUCAGCAGCCUCCCAGCAGGGAGAACCAGAACGAGUGCAGGAAGGAGCCGCUCAGGAAUGUGGCGAUACCUGACGACAAAGAGAGGAUUCUGGGAAGACACCGCAGAUUCACAGGGGACUCUGGGAUUGAGGUGUGUGUUUGUGGACGAGGCUUGGAGAGCCACGAGCCCAAAGAAUUCAAGGGGCUUUUGAGCGAGGAGGACCAGGAGGAUUUCUGUGAGGAAUGUGGCCUUCGGUCCUACGGAGAGGAAAAUCAGGGACUUCUGUCCCCAGAAAACAGGGUGGAGCGUGGAGCAUCGCCAAUGUCCCAAUCUCAACCUCAUACGGUCUGCCUCUAUUUGCAUACUAUUAAUGAACAAGAGGGUCCACAACAUAGUAACACAGAAUCGUAAAGCUAAAUGCAUGACAUUAAAAAAAGGUUAGAGGAGGACAAGCAUACAGGGAAGCUGCAGUAUGCAGUGCAGGAGUAAUCACACAAUAUAUACAUUUGUUUGUAAGUACGUGAUGGAAACAAUCGGAUGUUCUCUGCAUCGUUGUUUUAUGUACAGAGCAUCUAUUUAUGUGGUUAAAAAGCACAAGGUGCACAAGGAUGGGCUCUACUUUCUCCACUAGACGAUACAUGUGGUGCUGUAAUGGAGCGUUCAGGUUUUCCCGGGAGAUUCAUAUUUACAAGUUGAUUCAUCGUAAUUAUGACAUCAGAUGCGUUCAGAUCACUUUGGUUGGAGAAAGAUGGCGUAGUAACGUUUCUCCACAAAAUAAUGAAUAAAGAAUGCACAUAAGGUUUCUAUUUACUUUUUCAAAUAUUUCUAUUGAAUUUACAAUAGGUGCUGCAAAAUUGAAUCAUAGUCUAUCGUAAUUGUACAAUACUUUUGUACAUGCAACAUAACUAGUUUUAUUGUAAAUGAAAAAGAAAACAAAUUUCAACAAAGUUACCAUCAAUACAUCCGGAACUCAGAAACUCUGUAAGGAAUAUCCAUAGUUUCCUGACUUUGUGCUGGCAGUCGUUGUAAAUACGAUCUUUCUGACAUGACUUGAUCAUAAGGCAUCCUCCAGGUGUGACCACAUUUACACUGCAAAAUUUUGUGGGUGAAUUAAAUUCAAUUGCAAUCUGUGUGAACGGGAGUUUCGCAGAUUCAUAUUCAAGUUGGUAAUGUGAAUUUGUUGCAUUCACCAACAGAAAGCUGCUUGCUUUGAAUUUGACUUCUUCUUGAGCUUUGAUUCCUGCAUUGCUACACUAUUGAGAGUGGACCAUUUUGACCCUUUAACAUCUCGCUGAAAUUUUACUAAUGUGACCAGACUUAAACUGUGCGGUCUAAGGACUUAGGUUCUAAAUAUGUUAACACUAGUGUGCUGAACUCUCAGUGUCUCAGGACAGUCAAAGAGCAGUCUUAAAAAACUGACUGAACACCAAAAAAGACCAUGUGCUUUUAAUAUCCAUGUUGACUUUCCCUAAUGUGAUGGGACAAAUAUUAUUGGUGUAUUAAGGUUUUGUUUUUGCACAAUCACGUUCUUUUGAAUCAAUCAUGUUCAUGAUUAUUCAUUUCAAAUACAAAGUAUUUACAUACAGUCUUAAUUCACAUUUUGUUUGUUUAUAUUGUCGUCUUUUUGGCUGCUGUAUGCUCUGAGGAAUUAUUCAUGUGUAUUUGGUAUUCAGAACAAGUUUGAUUCAUAAAUCAGAGUUUUUAGAGCCAAAGUAGGCUAUACAGAUUAUGACAUGGGGCAGAUGUUAGAAUUAGGCUUGGAGCUUAUAAGUGCUGCUUUAUUAGCUACUACUAAUCAUCAGUUUUUGAUUGCAAGCAAACACUACAUAAUGUAUAUUACUUUGAACCUGUAGGGAUAAAAGCCUUGCCAAAGGGAGGUGUCUUUAGUACACAAGCAUUUACUGUGUAAAGUCAUUUCUUCUAGGUGCUUAGUCAACGAUAUAAGCUACCAAGUAAAAAAAAAAAAAGAAAAAAAAAAUAUUUUUUUUUCCACUGGAACAUAUUCAAGUGAACUCCAAAGAGAGAAACAUUGAUGUUUUUAAAAUGAUAAUAUACAUAAAGUUAUGCGUAAAGCAUAUCUUGUUGAACUUGAUGUUAGAUGACACAUGUAGGUACAGAUUUGAUUAAGCUGUAUGGUGGUAAUAUGAUUUUAUCAAGUGCCUUUUAUGUCAUUUUUGCACUGUUACAACCACUCUAAAUGCGGUUUUACAUGCCAGUUGUCAAGUAUCAUCUUGAACAUUAGCUUCAUAAAAUAUAGUUUUUUACAAAAGCUGUUCUUCAUGAAAGCUCAAAAGCUGUGCCUUGAUUUUAUAUUCACAUGCAAACUAAUGAGCCAUAUAUGUAAUUAUAAAAUGAUUUAUUUUUGUAUUUCUGCACCAAAGUAGCUUCAGUUUGUCCCACCAUGACCACUGAAGCACUCUUUUAAAGCUCUCCAUGUUAACAAAUGAAUUUAUUUCACUGUCCUAAUGAAUGUUGAAGAGAUUUGGUGCUCUUACUGGUGUCUCUGUGAUGACAAUCUAUUAUUAUUAGAGCUAGCUUAGAGUCAGAUACCUAAUCAAUAUCUUUCUCUGAUAUAUUAACAAUCUGCUGAUUUUCAAAGUCUUAAAUGCUCUGAUGUGUCUCACGUUAGAAAUAUGUCAUAGCCUGCAGCUGUUGUGUCUAACAAUCUAUGUAAUCAUAUGAGUUCUGGCGCAGUUCAUAUUUUUAUGUUUAUCUUAUGCAAAAAAUAAUAAUAAUAAUAUUGUGACACUGUCCAAUAAAUGCAAAUCAAAACAA